Messenger RNA from Acaulospora morrowiae, 1218 nucleotides. NCBI's taxonomy places the organism in Eukaryota, Fungi, Glomeromycota, Glomeromycetes, Diversisporales, Acaulosporaceae. The record is from the annotation of a GenBank genome assembly.
AUGAAGUAUGUUGCAACCGCAAGUUUGGAGGAUAGUUCUGUUUGCGUGUGGAAGUUCCCGGACAAAAAGAAUGGAGAAUACGAAUUAAAGUUUAGUCACUCAUUAGAUUUAAAAAAAAUAGACUUGAUGGAACCAAUUAGGGUCUCUGAUUCCAAGGAUGUUCUUAUAGGAAGUUGUUGUAAGAAUUCUUUAAUUCUCGAAAUAAGAGAUUCAGGAAACACUCCAAUAAAAAUAUUGAAUGCACAAGAAGAUUUGAAAGGAAAAAUCGAGUGUUCUAGAUUUCUCAAAAAUGGAGAGUUAGUAAUUGUUGAGGGGGAUCCUGUUUAUCAGGAAAGAGUGUUGAUUCUCUUAGAUGUGCCUUUUGUAAUCAUGCAAUGGAACUUGGUGACACGAAAGUUUGAGGCACAAUACGAAUUAAAUUGGAAUUUGACUAUUUCUUGGGAAUCGAUUGGGAUGGUGCUGAACAAAAAUUGUAAAUUAUUGGCAAAAGGGGAACUUCUGCUUGUUUAUUUUGAAGAGGAGCACUCAUUCUAUGCUAUCAAUCUAAGCACUUAUUCGAAAUCAAAAAAUCCAAGAAAGGUAGUUUUAUCGGCGCAAAAUGAUUUCAUGGUUCCUAAUUUUAUUAUACAACGGUCUCAUGAUCGUUUACAAAUCGAAAGUUUAUCUCGGAAUCUGGAAUUGGAAGAUGACAUACAAAGCGAACCUGGGAAAGAUGAAAAAAUUGAUUUAUGUUACGGAGAAGAAAUAAAAGAUAUCAUAAGCGAUAUUUUAAAAACACGCCAACCAAACCAAAGCAUGACUCAAGGUCUCAUUGCAGGAAGUUAUGGAGAUUGGAGAGUUGAGUACGAGAAGAUCAACAAUGAUUUUGUAGCUAGAUUAACAGCUAAGCAGUCCAAUACAGAAGAGGUCAUCGGAAAAGAAGCAACAAGAUAUAAUAAUAGGUCCGGAGAUAAAGAAAGAUCAAUUCGGUCCGGAAAUAAAGAAGGAUCAAGAUAUUACGAAGUUUCCGUUGAUGAACUUGCAAAAUAUGUCAAGAAAAUUGAAAAUGUUGAUGAAUCACAGCCAUUGUUACCCGCUAUUAAAGAAAUUGUCGGUUAUGAAAAAAAGGCUGAUGAAAAAUUUCCGAUUUUUGAUGAAAUAUUAAAAAAUAUUAACAAUACUAACACACUAGUCAAAUUAAUUAACCAAGAAAAAGAGAGAUUAAAAGUAAACAAAUAG